Molecule: messenger RNA, 3697 nt
Organism: Melanotaenia boesemani (Boeseman's rainbowfish)
Lineage: Eukaryota; Metazoa; Chordata; Actinopteri; Atheriniformes; Melanotaeniidae
Gene: smc6
Exons: 27
Coding region: 195-3476 (1093 amino acids)
Biological process (GO): double-strand break repair via homologous recombination; chromosome organization
Cellular component (GO): Smc5-Smc6 complex; chromosome; site of double-strand break
Molecular function (GO): protein binding; damaged DNA binding; single-stranded DNA binding
Source: RefSeq, a predicted model, not a curated record
UAUCACGCGAACCCUUUCAGGUGCUGUUACGGGUGCGAAACAAACAGAAGGUACUCGUCAGUUCUUUGAGAAGAUAGUUUAGUAACUAACGUUAGUUAGCCAGCUAGGCUAGUUCUGUGAUUCGGCUAACUUCAUGUAAAGUUAGUGUCAGUUGUUGAGUUUCGUUUGCUCGCUAGAGAAGUUGGAUACCCAAGAUGUCUAAACGGAGAAGCGCCGCUGGCAAUGAAAACCCAAACAAACGCCUAAAAUCUGCGGCGAGGACUGAAGAGGAGGAGGCAAAUAUUGAUGAUUGUGACCAGGGAGAUCCUACUCAGAACCAACGGUUCCAGUGUGCCAGCGAUGUGGUUAGUGACGCAGGGAUUGUGGAAAGCAUCACACUGAAGAAUUUCAUGUGCCACUCAUUGCUUGGUCCUUUUGCAUUUUGUCCCAAUGUCAACUUUGUUGUUGGCAACAAUGGAAGUGGAAAGAGUGCCAUUCUCACAGCUCUCAUAGUUGCCUUAGGUGGAAAUGCACAGGCUACAAAUAGAGGAUCAUCCCUCAAGGGGUUUGUGAAAGAAGGAGAAAGUGCAGCUGACGUAUCGGUCACCCUGCGUAACAAAGGGAGGGACGCUUACAAACCUGAGGUGUAUGGUCCCAUUAUCAUUAUAGACCUAAGGAUAACACGAGAGGGGCUAAGAACAUAUAAACUGAGAAGUAAAUCAGGUCAGGUUAUCUCAACCAAAAAGGAAGAGCUCCUUUCCAUUCUGGACAAUUACAAUAUCCAGGUCAACAAUCCUGUAUCAAUUCUGACUCAGGAGAUGAGCAAAUACUUUCUACACUCAAAAGGAGAAGGGGACAAGUAUAAGUUUUUUAUGAAAGCUACCCAACUGGAGCAGAUGAGAGAGGACUUUGUUUACAUCAAAACCACCAAGCACGUAACAGAGGAUAAAGUUGAGCAACACAGUGAAUGUUUGAAAGAACUAAAGCGGAAAUACUUGGAGACAGAGGACCGUUACAAAAGCCUUGCAUCACUUGAUGAAAUGCACACCAAGCUGGAAGAGUUACAGAAACAAAUGGCUUGGGCUUUGGUGGCUGAGAUGGAAAAGGGCUUGGAGCCGAUGAAGGAGAAGCUGCAAUUAGACAAACGUUCCACAGAGAAAUAUGAUGAGAAGGUGGACGAAUGGAAGAAUAAGGUGGACCAAGCAGAAAAGAAGUAUAAGCAGAUUCAGGAACAACUGGAGGGACUCACCCAGCAAGUUCAAGAUCUUCAGCCUAAAUGUGCUGAGCUCAAGGCUGAGUCCCAGAAACGUAACAGCCUUGUCAAAGCCAGAGAGGUUACUGUACACACAUGCAGAGCUAGCAUUAGAGACCUGGAAAAGGACAAAGCACAGCUGUCCUCUAGGAUAAAUGAUCUGAAAAUAAGCAUCAGCCAAACAACAGGUGCAGAGAGCCAGGCAAGAGCAGAACGUGUGGAGCAGAUCCAAACUGAGCUGGAAAACCUGAAACAUCAGAUUUCCACUCUAGGACAGCAGAUUAACCAGUAUGAACAUGCCAGUAACCGUGCCAAAGAAGAGCAAGAUAAGAUAAAGAGAGAGUAUGUGAUCUUCAAGAGGUCCAUUGACGCUAACAAAAGGAACCUCAAUACUAUGGAGAAAAGUCGUUCAAAUCGACUUCAGCGUUUUGGAGAGCACAUGCCUGCACUGCUCAGUGCCAUCCAGGAUGCUCACAGAAAGGGCCAGUUCAAGCACAGACCCAGAGGACCUCUUGGACACCUUAUUUGUCUGAAGGACCCGGAGCAGGCCCUUGCUGUAGAAGUAUGCCUUAAGGGCCAGCUACAGGCCUUCACAUGCGACAACUAUGAGGAUGAAAAGGUUCUGCAGGGCCUCAUGGCCAGAGUGUGUUUGGGAGGUCGUAGGCCUACCAUCAUCACCAGCCCUUUCCUGCCACAUGUCCAUGACACACGAAAGAGGGCCGUGAAUCAUCCUCAAUACCCUUCUGUGCUUCAAUCUCUGGAAAUUGAAGACCCAGUUGUGGCUAACUGCCUCAUAGAUCAAAAGAGCAUAGAGAGUAUUCUGCUCAUCAAGAAUCGCACAGAGGCUCGAAAAGUGAUGCAAGGAAGAAGUCCUCCUCAGAACUGUUAUCAGGCCUUCUCUAAGGAUGGUGAUCAGAUCUACAGUAACCGUAGUUACAGUGCUGAUCAAACCAGACCAAAAUAUCUGUCUGGAGAUGUUGAGGAGGAAAUCAGGCACUUACAGAGGGAGCUGCAGAACCAGGAAGCUCAGGAAGCUCGUUUCCAGCAACAGAUGAGGAAGCUGGAUGAAGACAUUAAACAGAAUGAAGGACUACUGAGACGAGCUUAUAUAGACCAAAAGACAGCUAAAAGCAAGGCCACAAAAUUGGAGCUUGAGCUGACAGAUUUACAGAAUGUGGAAGAGCCUCAGUCAGAAGACCUCAGGCCACUGGAGGAGGAGCUGCAAGAGGUUGUUGCAAAGAUUUCAACUAAGCGUACAGAGUACGAGGAAGCAAAAACCCAACUGGCAAGCCUCAAAGCAGACUACGAAAAAGCAGAGCAGGAAUACAAGCAGCACAAAGAAAAAAUCAACACCAUUGUUGAAGAGGCUGAUUCAAUCAAGGAGGAACUGAGUAAAAGUGACCAGGAGGUGAUGAAGUCCAAACAUCACAAGAAACAUUACGAUGACAAACGCAGUGCCCAUCUCCGCAAUAUACAGACUCUUGAAGACCAGCUAAAAAGCAAAGAGGAGGAAAUAAAGACAUCUGUGGCCAAGGCUACUAAAAUCUGUCCAGAACGUAUUGACGUCCGUCGCACAGCCAAGACUCUGGACACUGAGAUCACUCGCCUCAAAGUGAAGAUCUCUACCCAGCAGGAGCAACAAGGGGACCGCGAGGAGAUUGUGAAGCAGUACCAUGACGCCAUGGAGAACUACAAGAACAUGUCGCAUCAAAUGAAGAACCUCAACAGCUUCAUAAAAUGCAUGGACAGUGUGAUGAACCACAGACUUCAAGUUUACGCCGACUUAAGGAGGUUCCUCUCGGCCCGCUGUAAAUACUACUUUAAUAGCAUGCUUGCUCAGAGAGGUUACAGCGGAAGUAUGAUAUUUGACCACAAGAAUGAAACCCUCUCCAUCUCAGUCCAACCAGGCCAAGAAAGCAAUGCUGACAUAAGCGACAUGCGUUCCUUGUCUGGAGGCGAACGGUCAUUCUCCACCGUUUGCUUUGUCCUCUCUCUUUGGGCCAUCACAGAGGCGCCUUUCCGCUGUCUUGACGAGUUUGAUGUUUACAUGGACAUGGUGAACAGGAGGAUUUCUAUGGACAUGAUGCUGAAAGUGGCUUUGGGUCAACAUUAUAGACAGUUUGUUUUCCUCACCCCACAGAACAUGAGUUCUCUUCCAGAGUCCAAUUUCAUCCGCAUCCUCCGUCUCAAAGAUCCAGAGCGUGACAAAAACGACUCUCAAAGACGACAAAAUGAGGAUCAGUAAUAUUGCUAUAAUUUACCACUUCAUUCAGGCCGUAAGACUGCAGAAAACACAGAUGGCCGUUUGUUUUUUCAUAUUGAAUUUGUUCGUUCAGAUGUUUUUUACUUCCCCUUUCAGGACGGGACUUUUUCAUUUGUUAAGUUCAUUUAUUACUUGUUAAAAGUCUCGUUCUGUUUUAAUAAAACAUUUGCAAGAAAUAAAUGGCGAUGUUGUGCCAAAGAAGG